Nothobranchius furzeri (turquoise killifish) is the source of this 3759-nucleotide messenger RNA. NCBI's taxonomy places the organism in Eukaryota, Metazoa, Chordata, Actinopteri, Cyprinodontiformes, Nothobranchiidae. The record is from RefSeq and is a predicted model, not a curated record.
UGCAGCGUUUCACACGGAGCCUUUAAAGCGCAGCACGCUCUGUGGACAGAACUUUACGCGGUGGAUUUUUGAAUGAAGGAUUAAAAAUUGUUUAAAUAGGACCCGAAGAAGUUCUUGAGGACUCUAAACGAAAAAGACGCUAAGAGACGAAGAUAUCAGCAAGUGCAAGGAUGACCCACCUACUCAGCCUCAUUUGAGGACAUUUCCAGGGACAUUAAUAGGAGACAGAAGACGCAGCUUUCACCCUAGCUGGUAUGAAAGUCAUCCCUGGGUCGAAUAUUCGGUUUCAAUGGACUCUGCUUAUUGUCAUGCAUGCAGACAUUUUAGCCCACCAAGUAGCGCAGGAAGUGUGUUUGACUCUCAGUGUGGAUUUAGGAACUGGAAAAAAGCAACUGAGAGAGGAGGGGGGUUUUCAGUACAUGCAAAGUCUGAAAGGCAUAAGGACUCAAUGAUAGCGUGGAGGGACUACCAGAGGGCUGUGAAAGCUAAUACAACAUUGGCUAAUAUACUCGACAAGGAACACAGUAAAAAGGUUAAAGAAAAUCGUGAGUAUAUCAGAACAAUUGGUGAAGUGAUUUUGCAAACAGCCCGGCAAAACAUAGCACAGAGAGGACACAAUGAGUCUGAGGAAUCAAAUAACAAAGGCAACUUCAGGGAAAUUCUUGAAAUGGUUGCAAAUCAUGAUCCAGCUGUUAAACGUAGACUCACAUGAUCACAUCCAUUCACAACGCAAAAUACACAAGCAAUGUCAUUCAAAAUGAGGUUCUUGAUUGUUUGGCAGAAAUGGUACGCUCUGAAAUCAUUGAAGAAGUGAAAAGCAGUCAGUAUUUCAGCAUUAUGGCAGGCAGAUGAGACUAAAGAUGUUUCAAAACAGGAGCAGAUAUCAUUCAUACUCAGGUACUAUUAUGAUGGAGCUAUCAAGGAAAGUUUUCUCCAUUUUGAAUCUGCAGAAAGACUAGAUGCAGUGGGCCUUACUGAAAAGAUAGUCAACCUAUUGGAACACCAUGGGUUAGACUACAAAAACAACCUUAUAGGCCAAGCAUAUGACGGUGCUGCUGUAAUGAGUGGUAAGCAUUCUGGGGUCCAGGCUAAAAUUAAAGAGACAGCUCCAUUUGCAUUUUACAACCAUUGCAGUGCCCACUGUCUCAUUUUAGUAUUAGUUGAUUUUAUCAAAGCAGUCCCAGAAGCAGCGGAAUUUUUUGCUCUGUUACAGAGUCUCUAUGUUUUUACUUCUGGCUCAUAUGUACACCCCAAAUGGCUGGCUGUGCAAAAUGAGAUGUAUGGCAGCACAAGAGAGCUACAAAAAUUAAGUGACACAAGAUGGGCUUGCCGAUUCAUUGCUCUACGCUACAUAAUGGACAGAUUACCUGCCCUAAAACGUGUCCUGCAAGAGACUGCACAAGAGCGCAGGGGAGAAAAAUCUUCUGAGGCUCGAGGUCUUCUGGCACAGAUUGACCUAGAAUUUGUUGUGCAUCUUGUUACGCUCCGUACAUUGUUCGGAGAAACAGAGCUUCUUUCAGAUAUGCUGCAGUCCUCAACUGUUGACCUCUCAAAAGCAGCCGAUUUAGUUGAAGGAUUGGUGCAGACAUUAACAGAUUUCAGGCAGGAGUCCUUUUUUGACAAGUUGUGGGGGGAAGUACUGAACAUUUGUGAACAGUGUGAUGCUGCCACACAGUCGGAAGCAAAACGACAGAUAAAGACAAGCUCCAGACUUCGUGAGUACCACAUACUAAGCUCAAUUGGUCAGAGGGAGCUGGCCUCUGACAAAGAAACUUAUCGGUUUUCUUUUUUUUAUCCUGUCAUUGACUGCAUGCUAAGUGAACUGAGCAGACGUUUUUCAAAGACCAGUUGUGAGCUGAUGAGCAGUAUUCGAUCUCUUAACCCUAAAAGUGAUGCUUUUUUGAAAGACACCACUUUGUUUGAGUUUGGUCAUCUUUUUGAUGCUAAUAUUGAGGAUCUGGGGCAUGAACUGCAUCAGUUCAAGAGACUUUUGGAUAGAAAAAUAAAGACUGGUGUGGUUGAAAAGCUUUCUGAUACAGUGGAGUUGAUCCGUUUCACAGAGCCAUACAAGGAGGUAUUUUACGAGUUCUUUAGACUGUGCAAAAUCGCAGUUGCACUCCCAGUAAGUUCUGCCUCUUGUGAGCGGAGUUUUUCAACAUUAAAGUUAGUAAAAACCUACCUCCGGUCUACCACUACAGAUGAGUGCCUUAGCAAUCUAGGGGUGCUAAGCAUUGAAUCCAGAAGGGCCAAGGCUCUGAACCUUGAAGCAUUUGUAGACCGUUUUGCAAGACAGCACAAACGUAGAAUACUGUUAUUGUAAUGGGACAGAUUACUGUGUCACAUCUUGAUGAUGAUUUAUGCUGUAAAACUAAAUCAGCACAAACUUACACAAAAGAAGUGUGUGUGUGUGUGUGUGUGUGUGUGUGUGUGUGUGUGUGUGUGUGUGUGUGUGUGUGUGUGUGUGUGUGUGUGUGUGUGUGAGUGAGUGAGUGAAUGUUUAUUUUUCAUAUGUACAGUUCAUGUGCAGAUAUUUUACUUGUUUGAAUGUUUAUUUUUCAUAUGUACAGUUCAUAUAAUCUUCUAAUAAAGUCACAAACUAUAAUAAUUGACUAGAAUUGUUUUUUUUACUCAAGUCUCAUGUUACUGUGAAGCAUUCAGAAUUGUUAUCUGAGUACCAUAAAAACAUGCCAGUUUUACUUUCACAAGUAAACCAUUACUGCAUUUGCCGUAAUAGUUUACUUGUUCAUUAUCUAUUAUUAUGAUUUUUUUUUCUUGUGCCCCCAUGAAAAAAUACUGGCCCCACUGUGGCCCCCCUGGAAAAUUUGGUCUAGAACCGCCCCUGCUUCAAACACUUCAAAAACCAUGGUCAGAAUAGCAUUAAACUUGGUCUGUCUCAUCACACCACCAGUGUGGUAAUGAUAGAGUAUCCCCUAGUGGUGAGAUGUGAAAUUUAAUGGUGGGCUCAGAGGAGAUGCUGAGUCAGGGUGAGGUGCAGAUGAGGAGACUGUUUGCGGUUUCUGGUGUAGGAGUGGUUAACGUUUCUGUUCCGCGGAUGUGCCUGGGUUCCCCGGGCUGCCGGCCAGGCUGGAGCGGCGCGGAGCUGCGAGGGCCGAACGACGCUGCUUGCAGCUUUAAUUUAUUAUUAUGUUUACUAUAGAAACCCCUUCCUCCCACAUAAAACAGAAUAAUUAAUUAGGAUGUGGAAAAUCCUUAAUAACUACCUAGUCUCACAUUUUAAAGAUUGUGUAUUACAAUUAUUAGCUUGCAUGUAAUUUUAUUGACAAUAAAAGUAACAAUUAUAUUGUUAUGACCUUAUUUUACUUUAACUCCUAACUAUGACUUUUUUCACAAUAAUCAUUUGAAAGAAAUCAAUCUGAAGUAUUGUCUCAUUAAUGUGCUUUUUUAAUUAAUCAACAAUAGUGCAGUUAUUACACUCAACAAAAAUGUAAACGCAACACCUUUGUUUCUGCUCCGAUUUUUCAUGAGAAUGACUUAAAGAUCUAAAAUUCAUUCCAGAUACACAAUAUUACCAUUUUUCUCAAACAUUGUUCACAAAUCAGUCUAAAUGUGUGAUAGUGAGCACUUCUGCUUUGCUGAGAUAAUCCAUCCCACCUCACAGGUGUGCCACAUCAAGAUACUGAUCUGACAUCAUGAGUGGUGCACAGGUGUACCUUAUACUGCCCACAAUAAAAGGCCAGCCUGCAAUGUGCAGUUUUGUCUCACAGCAAAAGGCCACAGAGGCCGCAGGCAUUGAGGGAG